Penicillium riverlandense is the source of this 465-nucleotide messenger RNA. RefSeq lists its product as uncharacterized. NCBI's taxonomy places the organism in Eukaryota, Fungi, Ascomycota, Eurotiomycetes, Eurotiales, Aspergillaceae. Bases 1 to 465 code for a protein of 154 amino acids. The transcript has a single exon. The record is from RefSeq and is a predicted model, not a curated record.
AUGAUCGAAGAAUCAGCCCAAGAAGCCUCCGUAGUAGGAAUUAAGUGCAUCUUAGACUGGAUCGCACCUACUUAUCACCCUGCCGCAAUAAAAUCCGCCCUCGAGUCCAGCGCGAUGGCUGGGAACGUCGACGUGUUCCGAUAUCUGCUACCCCUAAACCCUGAUCCUUAUGUCGGUAAGGAUGUGCUUUAUUUUGCUGUGGAAGGGGGUGUUCCAAUUUGGGAGGCUUUACUAGAGUUUAAUCAUGAUAUCAUGAACUGGGGUAUUGGACAUUAUGGGGAUGUGUUGGGAGUGGCGUUGCAUAUGGGGCGGGGUGACCUUGUGGCAUUCUUCUUGGAGCGAGGGAUUGAUAUAUCGCAAAGUUCAUUUAUGGGGAUGCCUAUCUUGCCUUUUGCGAAGAGGACUAAAGGGGUUACGCAAGAGACAAUUGAUCUUUUGGUAAAGUAUGGCGCGAAGGAGGAUUGA